Molecule: messenger RNA, 1260 nt
Organism: Hansenula anomala
Lineage: Eukaryota; Fungi; Ascomycota; Saccharomycetes; Phaffomycetales; Wickerhamomycetaceae
Gene: CRP1
Product: Crp1p
Exons: 2
Biological process (GO): signal transduction
Cellular component (GO): nucleotide-activated protein kinase complex; cytoplasm; nucleus
Molecular function (GO): protein kinase binding
Source: RefSeq, a predicted model, not a curated record
AUGAGCUUCAACCACACUUUCUUCUGGCCAAAAGGUCCUUCUGAAGUGAUAUUAACUGGUACUUUUGAUAAUUGGUCCGGUUCAUUACCAUUAGUUAAAACAUCCAAGGGUGAUUUUGAAAUCACAUUACCUUUGAAACAAGAAGAUGAUGAUAAAAUCUUGUUCAAAUUCAUUGUUGAUGGUAAUUGGACCACAAGUAAAGAUUAUGAAACUAUUAAUGAUAAUGGUAAUGAAAACAAUGUUUUAUAUUUAAAGAAUUUAUCACAAGUUGAAGAAUCUAAAUCAUCUGGUGGUUCUAAAAUCCCAGAAGCUGGUGGAUUGGCUGCUGGUGGAUUAGCUGCGGCUGGUGCUGCCGUUGCAGGAGUUUUAGGCUUAAACUCUACAAGUAGUGAUAAAGAAAACACUGAAUCAUCAAAGGACUAUAAACCUACUGUCUUACCAUCAAAUGAAGGUAAUCAUGCUUCAGUUGCAGGUGAACCAGGUGUUGCAAUUCCUUCAGAUCCUCAUCAAAUCAAAGAGUUCAGUGAAGUUAGAGAUGUUGAUGCCAAAGAAUUGAAUGCUAAAUUGAAUAAAGAAGAUGAAUUCAAGACUCAAGUGUUACCAUCUCAAGAAGGUGAACAAUCCAAUGUCUCUGGUGAACCAGGUAUUGCUAUUCCAAAAGAUGCUGGAAACAUUAAGGAAUUUGGUGAAGUUAGAAAUGUUGAUGCAAAAGACUUAAAUGCUAAAUUAAACAAGGAAGAUGAAGUGAAGACUCAAGUUUUACCUUCGAAUGAAGGAAACCAUGCCACAGUUGCUGGUGAACCUGGUGUUGCCGUUCCAAAAGAUGCUCAAAACAUUAAAGAAUUUGGUGAAGUUAGAGAUGUUGAUGCUAAAGCAUUAAAUGAAAAACUUGGUGGUGAAGGUUCAACAAAAGCAGCAGCUGCAACUUCAACUGAAUCACCUGAAAAAAAGACUAAAAAAGUUCCAGUCAAGAAAUUGAUUAGAAGAAAUAAAGAAACCGGUGAAGAAGUUGUUGUAUCAAGUGAACCUGUUGAUCAUGUUCCAAAAGAUCAAAACAUCUCUACAAAUGGUGCUGAAACUAAAGAUACCAUCAAACCAACUGAAGAGAAAACUCUUGAUCCUAAAAAGUCAAGUGCUGAAACUAAUGGAAAGACUACUAAAGACACUGCAACAAAGACUACAGAAGAGAAACCAAAAACAGCAAGUACUUCCACUACCGCUGCUUCUAAACCAAAACCAAAACCAAAACCAGCUGCUGCU